AUGCGGCUAUCGGAAAGCAAGGCUAUAUUUCAGGAGCUUGACCAACAGAAGAGUGAAAGUCCCAAGUUGAAGACUGCUCGUGCCUACAUGGAUGGACCUGGCUUUAGGACGAAAUACUUGCGUGAAGACUUCUCAGAGGACGAUAGUCUGCUUAAUUCACGGCAGGACAGUUCUGUCGGCAGUCUCAUCAACUCUGAAAUCUCCAGUUCGCAGCUGGACUAUGAGGCUUCUCAAAAAGAAUCCCCGACUCCACAAGGACCUGAGAGCACUCUGGACUGGGGUCGGAAAUUGCAGACCGUUCUAGCGGGAGAUAGAAAGAAGCAUGAACAGAAUUAUUUGGCAAUGAGCGAACGCCUAAGGGGGCCAACCAUUGAGGAUCUAUCCGUCUUGCCUCCCCAAGAUCGAACCUGGUCAAAACCACCAUGGUCUCUCGAUAUCUACGACAUGGUGGGCACUCUGGCUUUCGAAUACAUCGACGCUCACAAAAGAACCCUGCCAGAAAACAUCCUGAAGGCCAAUUGUGCAAUUUACUCCUCCAUAAACUUUCGGCUGCCCCUUGUCCUAUCUCACUUGGAAGGUUAUUCAGUUAGGGAUUAUCUGGUCCAGUACUGUAAGGUGUGCAAGGAAAGAAACUACGUCUACCAGAAAAUGUUCUCCGAGUAUGGGGUAAAAGCUAGACAGAAUGUUGUAGCAAUGAUGCGAAAGAGUGCAAGCGAUCUUCUUUUUGGUUUCGUUAAUACGCGCAUUCUUGAUGAAUAUAUUGGCCUGUUGGACCUGGAUGAAGGCUAUGUUAUUAAGGAGACGGACUACACGAAGUUCUUGGCCCUUUGUGACAGGCUUUAUGCCAUCAACGUAGAGGAGAUUGGUCAGGAACGCUGGAACUAUCAGGCAGACACCCUUGAAAGAAUUGACUUUCGAAAUAUUGCUCAACGCCUCGAAGGACUCGCACUACAACCCGCGCUAAUUACUUUACUUAAACGCAUUUCUGACAUUAUCGUAGAUGAUCCUAGUAUCGCCCAGCGUGGACUGACCUGA
Spirometra erinaceieuropaei is the source of this 1035-nucleotide messenger RNA. Lineage: Eukaryota; Metazoa; Platyhelminthes; Cestoda; Diphyllobothriidea; Diphyllobothriidae. The record is from the annotation of a GenBank genome assembly.